This is a messenger RNA of Aspergillus ruber CBS 135680, 675 nucleotides long. RefSeq names its product NAD(P)-binding protein. Lineage: Eukaryota; Fungi; Ascomycota; Eurotiomycetes; Eurotiales; Aspergillaceae. The transcript has 2 exons. The coding region runs from base 1 to 675 and encodes 224 amino acids. The record is from RefSeq and is a predicted model, not a curated record.
AUGUCCCUAGGCUUAGAAGCAAACUUCGACCUCGGCAUGCGCGUGAAUGUCGACGCUACAAGGAUUGUAUUAGAGGCGCUGCGAAAGACAUGUUCGGGGGUUGUUGAUGAUAGUGUUAUCCCAACACCGCAGUCAUCGUAUGGGGCAGAGAAGAUUGUUUGCGAGACGCUUUUUAAUGAGUAUACGAGACGGGGGUUUGUUAAUGGCUUUGUGCUAAGGUUUCCGACUAUUUCUGUACGGCCGGGGAAGCCUACCGCUGCGGCGUCGUCGUUCUUGUCUGGUAUGACUCGGGAGUCGUUGGCGGGGAAGGAAUGUGUUGUGCCUAUUGAGGAUCGCUCGUUCAAGUCGUGGGUUUGCUCAUCUCAGACACUGGUUCAUAACCUAUUGCAUACGCUCUCAUUACCGCGCGAUGCGCUACCAUCACAUAUCCGCCAAAUCAAUGUUCCUGGGAUCUGCGUUACAGUCCAGGAGAUGAUUGAUUCGUUGGAGAAGGUUGGAGGGAAGGAUAAGUUGGGGUUCAUUCAAGAGAAGGGGGAUGCGGAGCUUAAGGCAAUUUUGCUCUCAUGGCCUACGAGAUUUGAUAACUCCCAGGCGUUUACGUUAGGGUUCAAGCCGGAUGAGUUGUUUGAGCAGGCUGUGAGGGAUUACUAUGAGACUGAAGUGGUGCAACAAUAG